CCGGGUUUGGCUGAUAUCCGUCAUCCCUCCACAAGACCCGGGACGACCUUAAUCUUCAGUAGAACAGAUCAUCGUUUGGUAGUGUGUGUGUGUGUGUGUGUGUGUGUGUGUGUGUGGUGUGUGUGUGUGUGUGUGUGUGUGUGUGUGUGUGGAUUGAGGUCUCCCUCCAUUCGGGUUAUCGUGGAUACGUGACGUGUCGUUCUAAGAGGGGGAUCCUUACACGGUGACGUCUACUCUCGGUGUCCCGCCGCGGAAGUGAAAGGUUCCAGAAUACACCGCGGUCCCAGUAGAAAGCCCCCGAGGGAGCAGCAUGUCGGGACACCCGCCCGGGACCUCGGUCCCCCGUGACGGGCGCAGGCCGUGGUCGGGGGUCGCGCUGUCGGUGCUGGGCUCGGCCUUGGUCGUUGUCGCUGGAGGUUUUUUCUGCGCGCUCGUCUACCCGAUCCUCAGAGAGCUGAAGGCGGAUUGGACUGAAGACAGAAUGCUGGGUUUCUGGAGUAUCCUGGCGCUGUCGCUGUUAGUGGGAUGUAUCUGCUGUGUCCUCUCAUGUACCCUCACAUGCCUUGACUCGUAUCCGACCACCACGGUCACACCAGCCCACUUGAGAGCUCUAUCGGACCAGGACGUCCACCUGGGUUAUGGGGUUGCCGUUGUUAAUGGCCUCAUGGCGAUGCUCACUGUCAUCUGGAGCCUCACCUGACCGUCAGGAGAAGGGCUCAUGUGCUUAGUCAGGCAUCUGAUACUUGGCAGCGAUCAACAUAUGUUGCUGUGAUCUUAUUAAUUAUCAUAAAAGUCUUUAUGGGAUUGUAUCCAGUGCUCCUGUGUGCAAGAGCGCUGGCCACACAGGUUCUACCAACACUUCGCUAUGUUCACACUACAAGCAACAGAACUGGCUGAAACUAAAGCAUUUGAUUGGAUGAGGCUUCCCCACGUUACACAGCAACGUGCUUCUGUUUACUUCUCCAGAGAGUAUCAAACUAUAUGCAAAAGAAUGUUGUGAAGGUCCUCUUCCAACGUUGCAUCCAUUUAUGCUCUAAGAAGUCUUCUGGUUGAGGUGAUAAUAAAUUUGCAGUUUGGUACAUGUUUGCACCAUUUAUUUUUGGAAAUAAAGUGUUAUAGAUAUCA
Molecule: messenger RNA, 1125 nt
Organism: Gasterosteus aculeatus aculeatus (three-spined stickleback)
Lineage: Eukaryota; Metazoa; Chordata; Actinopteri; Perciformes; Gasterosteidae
Gene: arl6ip6
Product: ADP-ribosylation factor-like 6 interacting protein 6
Source: RefSeq, a predicted model, not a curated record